Terrapene triunguis (Three-toed box turtle) is the source of this 528-nucleotide messenger RNA. Its product is annotated as hsc70-interacting protein-like. The record is from RefSeq and is a predicted model, not a curated record. NCBI's taxonomy places the organism in Eukaryota, Metazoa, Chordata, Testudines, Emydidae. Bases 1 to 528 code for a protein of 175 amino acids. Gene Ontology annotation, molecular function: Hsp70 protein binding. The transcript has a single exon.
AUGGAUCUUAGGAGACUGAAAAAACUGCAGGCCCUGGUGCAUUUAUACAGACAGGAUCCAGACCUCCUGAGGGCUAAGCAGCUAAGUUUACUGUGUGACAAUGUGAAGAUCAUAGGAGAUCCCAUAUCUCUUCUUCAAUGCAAUACCUCUGUAGAGAAGACAGCCGAGGAGGAGGAGGAAUCGCCAGAGGCAGCUGAGAGUGAGGAGAGUGAUUUGGAAAUUGAGGAUGAUGGUGUUAUUGAACCAGAUCUGGAUGAUCCCCAAGGGAUGGGAGAUGAAUAUUUGGAAAUAACAAAUGAGAUGAUAGAGCAGGUCAAUGAAAAGAGGGAACACACCUUUGCCGCCCUGAAUGAAGGUGAAUUUCAGAAAGCCAUUGACUUGUUCACGGAUGCUAUCAGGCUGAAUCCUCACUUCAACCUCUUGUACAUUAACCGAGCCAGUGUCUUUGUGAAACUACAGAAGCUGAAUGCUGCCAUUAGAGCCUGUGACAGAGCCUGUGAGCUUAACCCCAAUUCAGCAGAGUCUUAA